Amoebophrya sp. A25 is the source of this 3672-nucleotide messenger RNA. The record is from the annotation of a GenBank genome assembly. NCBI's taxonomy places the organism in Eukaryota, Dinophyceae, Syndiniales, Amoebophryaceae.
UUUUACACAAGUGGCGGGAUGACGAGUUGACCAUGAUGGAUGUCAUCAAUUUAAGAGCUAGUUGUAGCGACGUUGAUUUACAUCCCACACUUGUCCAAUCCCACACUUCUCCCAUCUCAUUGUCUCAGUCUCGCGAUUAAGUUAGGGGUAUUAAUUGAGUGCAACUAUUACGGGAAAUUGUAGACACAGGCAAGAAGAACUAAAUGGAGCACGGCAAUGAAUGACAAAGAUGAAGCCAAGAGUGAUCUACAGAGGAAUGUAAUUGCAGCAGUAGGCCCUAACUCAUCUCGCCUUGGACCGCGCCAAAGACGGCAUUAAAGAGAAAGGCAUUCGAACGCAAGAUAGCGAAGCUGGAGUACAGUUUUCGGAGCUGGGAUGCUUUCGUCGGGAGUCGGACCUUUGCUUAAGGGUGUAUUAUACUAUUUAAUCCGUCCGUCACCCUUAUAAAUUCUUCUGUUAUAGUUGUUAACUGUCGCUCAUUCUUGUAAUUCUAAUUCACUAUGAGGUACUAGAACAUUAUACUCCCUUAUUGUACAACUAGUUAGACCAGGACGUCGAGGACUUUUCUCGUUGCACCACGUUAAUUUUUUUUUGAAUUUUACAAGUGAUGCUUCGCUUUUGUUGAUGCGUCAUUUUUAUGAAGAGGAAAAAUUCCUUUAUCUUGUUUAACAACAAGAAAUGCCAAUGCCCAGAGAGUAGGCGGUUCUAAUUUUCCCAGACAACACAAUGCAGGUUGAUGUUGCGAUAUUUUUUCUCAAGCAUUGCGUCGGAAAAGGUUGGGUCGCGCAGAAAAUGAGCGCUAUUAAAGCUUUGCCAUCUUCAGCAGAUGAGUGCGCAUCUCCAUCUUCAUUAUCUGCUGUCUCCACUACCGCAGUAGUCGACCUAGACACGUCAUUUUUCGACAUUGGUACUAGUAUGGUCUCGAGUUGUUACGCUAACGAUGAAUGCUACUCCAUCACCACCAGUGGCAUUCAUUUUCUGCAGGAUUUACUGCCUCUGAGUAGACCACGAGGCGCUGUAGAAGAAGAUCACGUGAAAACAGAGUGCAGUGUUCCUGUUGUUCCGAAGGUGAUUGCGCAGAUUCUACAAAGAAGACCUCGCAAGGACAACAACAUGAAGAUGAAUGAGAUGGCAGAAGGAGUGGGCAAAAACACGACGUCCGCUUGUUACAAGAAGUCGAGCCGAAAGAAAAAAAAUACAAUACUAAGUUUAAGGCCUUCCUAAUCCAUCUCCAGAUGAAGCAUCCUGAGGAAACUUUUCAAGGGUCCCUUUUGUUCCCCUUGAAAAGAGAUACAGUCCUGGGUCACUCGUGUUCCUCACUAUAAGAUACAAACAUCCUGAGGAUGUGUUUGUACCUUAUAGCUGCAUCAACUAGGGAAGAAAAGGUCUAAAUACGACUACAAGUACUGCGGAGCAACAGUGGCAAAGCAUAUUGCGUCAUGCGUCGAACCAAAAGGCGCCUCGGCAGGAGUACCUUCGAGGAGUUUUUGGGAUCAUCGAAAAGUGGGCGUCUUCGAACGUUCAGUUUUUUUGUGCUCCCGACGACAAAUACAAGUUAGCCGUUCUGCUAAACGACUCCAAUCAACUCGUAGACGUCGCGGUGAAGGAAUGCUGUACUCCAAAUCUCAAUCUCAACCCGCGUGGUGCGUAUUCUGAUUCAGGAGCACCACUUACCGAGUUACGACAAAAUUUGAAACACUGGCGACAGAAAAAUGGCUACAACCUCUUUUUACCUGAAGAAUCAGCAUCAACGUCGUUCGCUUCAUCCGGCGUCCCGUCCGCGUCUCAUAUCAGUACAGGUAAAGAGAAUCUUCAGCAGGAAAACCAAGUUGUACCUGGAGGUAGAGGCGCAAUUGCACUUGUACUCUUAAGGCUUGGUCCCCUAGGCUAAUUAUCCAUCUCCAGAAGCAUCUGAGGACGGUGGAGAACUGCGGCUUCCUGACGCAGCUAAGUACUCAAGAUUUCACUGUUGGCCUUGACUGAGCUCUAACCCUGCCAGCGUGUUGGCUCCGCCGUGGCUGUAACGCACCCGAGGACGGGUUUGACACGCGGACGAAGUUUAAGCCGCAGGGAACACAGGAACGCUCGGCAGAUAUUUUUUGCUCUGGCGUAAGCCUGGGUUUGGUCGGAGCGCAGAGGACCACGACCAAGUUCAAAAGAAUUAUAAGCAUUGACACAGUUCAAGAACACCUUCGAUUGGCUUUAUGAGAAGGAAAAGCUUACUCAUACUCGUAGACUCAGAGAAAACGAAAAAGACCACACAACCUUUUACUAUUAAUACUUUAAGUCUAGGAAUAAAUAGAAAUAAGUGCCCGGAGAGGGCAGCAGAGUCGUGUUUACUGUCUUGUUUAAUGUGUGGGUAAGCUUCUCAGCACUGUCAUAGGCUCUUCGAGCCGGAUAUAAACCCUUGAUUAGCGCGGACAGGGAUUAUGAAAACUUACGGCGCUUGGCGAGAGAAGCACCGUGGCCAACAAAAAACGAAGUGGAGAAAAUUGAGAAGGGAUUCUCUGCUACAGGGUCCACCUGGGGUGGAAAAAUUAGGGCUUUAUUUCCCUCAACAUAAUUAUCUACUUCUGCAACUAUUGUUUAUAAUAAAAUAUAGCUGCUGUAUCUCUAUCCUCUAACCUAACCUAACCUCUAUGACGCACUGUUUUGAAGGGGAAAACAGCAAAUCACUGCAAAGAUAAGUACAUCCCUACGGAGAGACUAGACUUGGGCAAGCUCCUUCUCUAAAAGUAUGAACUUCGAUGCAAUCGAUCGGCAUUGUGGCGGCCAAAUGAUGCAGAAAAUAUGCUGGUACAAUGUGUUGCGAAAACUCGAGUUCCCUUUCAAAAAGUACGGAGACUAGUAGAAGUGAGAACAAGUAGACUACACCUACAGCUUGAUCAUGAAGUUCGCACUUGAACACCUUGUUCAACUCAUUUUUUAAGACAGGAGCGACUAUAAGUAGUUAGAACCAUGUAGCUACGUAGUUCACGGUGUACAUCUCUUGAUCAAGUAGUUCUUUGUAAAUACUAAAUACGUCUUUGGACAUUGCUCUCUCACAACUCGGAAAGAAUUUCAAGCUGCACAAAAGCUGUUAUGUUGAAUGAUCGAUCCCCCCCAUUGCCAGGAGUGAGCUCACGAUGAAAACAGAACUACUAUUCUGGCGCAUCGUGAGUUGUUCAACUCGAUUCAUAUUCCGAAUAUUCUAAUCCAUAAAUCUGUGGGUGUUGUCACGUAGUAGCAUGUAUUCCACGAUUAACAUGAAUAUGAAGUGCAUCCAUCACAUUUAUGCCAGACAUAGUCAUCAAUCACCGUGCAUUCCUAGACACGUAGUUGCAACUACACACUUAUUGCAUUUAUCUUCAGUUUAGUUAUCGAGGAGGUCCUGCAUUUGUAUUGACUCUCGCAUCCCCCCGGGGGCUAAAAACUUCCCCUUCUCGCUGGUAUAAUGAAUCUACCCGCGCUUAUCAAUCGCCCCUGUGUUAGAGCAAUACCUCCCAAAAAGAUGUGCUUGUGCAUGAAGGUGAAAAUGAAUGAACUUCAAACGCUGUCCUCAUAGAGAACGCAACAACAUCAACCUCACGCAACGACAUCAACCUCACGAAGCUGCGCUUUGGACUGCAGUGUUUUAGAAACGGUAGCGGUUUUCGUUUCAUUCUUUUGUGCUUUAGAAACGGUAGUUGUCCC